This is a messenger RNA of Sorghum bicolor (sorghum), 2250 nucleotides long. RefSeq names its product serine/threonine-protein kinase haspin homolog. Gene Ontology annotation, molecular function: ATP binding; histone H3T3 kinase activity. Gene Ontology annotation, biological process: mitotic cell cycle; intracellular signal transduction; protein phosphorylation. Bases 179 to 1993 code for a protein of 604 amino acids. The transcript is spliced from 15 exons. Gene Ontology annotation, cellular component: nucleus; cytoplasm. Lineage: Eukaryota; Viridiplantae; Streptophyta; Magnoliopsida; Poales; Poaceae. The record is from RefSeq and is a predicted model, not a curated record.
CCUCGGACUCGGACCUCGGCGUCGCCAUCGGCCAUCCCAGGUUCCCAACGGCCGCGGAAUUCAAAUUCACACGCACCCCCGCCUGGCCGCCUCGACCCGACGACCCCCUCCCCUCCACCCCAAUCCCACGCUCCUCCGUCCACCUCCCUCUCGCCCUCCCGCCGAAGCCCCAGCCGCCAUGGCGUCUCGAGAAGACGACCGGUGGUCAGAGAUCGUGGCCAGCGGCCGGGCCCGGCCGCCCCACGUCGCCGUCGUGUACGGUCGUCGCCUGGUCGAGUCAUCGGCGGGCAGGACGAACGUGGAGACGAGGGCCAGCUUCAGCGGCCUGCGGCGGCCGAGCUUCGUGCCGCGAAAGCGGACCAGCUGGAACCGGUCGCUCUCCAUCAGAGGGAGAGAGAGUAUUUUUGUCGCACCCGGUGCAAGUCUUCAACAGAAACCCUGUGGAGCACUGAAACGACCACCCAAGCCGUGCAACCGAGUGAAGAAACAUCUGGGUGGUCCUCCUCCUGAUUUUAGCAAGUUGAAGGCGUAUUUUGAAGAGGUCGAUGCUUCUGAUCUCAUGGAAGAAAGUCCUUCUCCUAAGAACUUUGCCUCGUGGAACAAAGAAAUGAAGCAGAAUAUCAUAACUCAUGAUCUGCCUGCAAUUUUGGAGAGGUGGAACAUUUCUAGUCUUGCAAGACGUGCGUCAUCCGAGCCCUUGUUUGACAUUAUGGAGACGCCAAUCUUACCAUCAGUCCUCAGUAACAACAGUACAACUAACAGAGGGUCAGGGACAUGCACUGCUGGAAGGGCAAUCCCUGAAGGCUACACUGAUAUCAGUUUAAAGAGCACUGCAAAAGACAGCCUGAUUACAUCAUUUGGUAAAGUGAACAUUAAGGAGGAGCCUGUUGAAGCCAGCAUUCCAUGGAAUGGUGAAGCUCUGACUGCUUUUGAUCAGCUCCUCAUGGUUUGCAGGCAGUCUGCACCAGUUACCCUAGCAGAAGUGUUCUCUGCUUAUUGUGAGCCUGGCAGCAUCAAGAAGCUUGGUGAAGGGACCUAUGGGGAGGCCUACAAGGCUGGAAGAACAGUGUGCAAAGUGGUACCUUUUGACGGAGACUUGUUAGUCAAUGGAGAAAGCCAAAAGAGAUCGGAAGAAAUACUUGAGGAAGUCUUACUUUCUCUAACGCUUAAUAAUCUGAGAGCAGGCCGGGGUGAUGAUGUUAAAACAAAUUCAUGCAAUGGCUUCAUUGAGACAAAAGACUUUCGGGUCUGUCAAGGACCAUAUGACCCUUCUCUGAUUCGUGCUUGGGAAGACUAUGAUGCAGAACGUGGAUCUGAAAAUGACCAUCCAAAGGAGUUUACAAGGGAACAGUGCUACAUUGUCUUUGUGCUAGCUGAUGGUGGCACUGAUCUUGAAAGUUUCGCUCUAGAUGACUAUAAAGAGGCUCACAGUUUACUGGUUCAGGUUACCGCUUCCUUAGCAGUAGCUGAAAGUGCUUGUGAAUUUGAACAUAGAGAUUUGCACUGGGGUAACAUUCUUUUGGCUCAUGAUGAAACUCCAGACACAAAUAAUACAAUGAGCUUCACCCUUGAAGGGAAGAGGAUGUGUACAAGAACUUUUGGGCUGAACGUCUCUAUAAUUGACUUCACUCUUUCUCGGAUCAACACAGGGACUGCCAUUCUUUUCCUUGACCUGUCUGCGGACCCUGCACUAUUCCAAGGGAAAAGGGGAGAUAAGCAGGCAGAAACGUAUCGAAGAAUGAAACAGAUCACCCAGGAACACUGGGAGGGCAGCUUCCCGAAGACAAACGUGGCGUGGUUAAUCUACCUUGUCGAUAUGGUGCUACAGAAGCUGAAAGCACUUGCUGCUGGCAACAAAAUUGAGCGGGAGCUUCGCUCGUUCAAGAAACGCCUGGCGUCUUACGAGUCCGCUGGAGAUUGUCUGCGCGAUCCCUUCUUUGCUGAUGUGUUGAUGGCCGAGGAUGACGAGCUCCCUUCAAUGCCUCCUCUGUAGGCGGAUCUGCGAACCGGCAGAUCGAAAUGUAGGGUGCUGAGUUAGGGUUCAGAGUUGUUUAGGAGUGUGUUACUUAUGACCUCGAAAACACCUGACGUGCAGAGAACGCAAUGCCUCGGGGUGCGCAAGAGAGGUUGCUGUUGCCCGGGCGCCUUUUGUAACUAGCGCCUAAUUGAUCACGUUGGUCCUGGCUGUGUGGCUGGUUCCUUGCCAUGAUGAAUUGAUGAUGCCAUCGGAACCCACGAUGCAACCUACCA